Molecule: messenger RNA, 953 nt
Organism: Mytilus californianus (California mussel)
Lineage: Eukaryota; Metazoa; Mollusca; Bivalvia; Mytilida; Mytilidae
Exons: 7
Coding region: 151-807 (218 amino acids)
Biological process (GO): peptidyl-proline hydroxylation to 4-hydroxy-L-proline
Cellular component (GO): endoplasmic reticulum
Molecular function (GO): procollagen-proline 4-dioxygenase activity; L-ascorbic acid binding; iron ion binding
Source: RefSeq, a predicted model, not a curated record
AUUCAUAAAAAUGGAUUAGCCCGAUUAAACGAAUUCAUGACUGUUUUAAUGCGUAAAUAUAUUCUGAAGCUAUAAAACUCCUCGGAAUAUAACGUGUAUGAAUUUGUGGAUAUUUUGUAUGCAUUUUACCUCUAAGUGCAACAGUGUAUAAUGGAUAGCGAAGACAUAACCAGGGAACAAAUUGAUUUACCCAAACAAUGGGAAGGAAAACUGGCGUAUUUAUUACAUAAAGUUUUAUCCAAAAAGGAAUGUGACGCUCUAAUCAAAAAGGCGGAGGAUAAAGGAUUUGAACCAACAUUUUUAAACUGUAAAGGAAGACGUGGAAGCUAUAAAAUAGAUGAGUAUGGAAAUUGUUCACGUUGUACUCUGGAAUCAAAAGAAGUUGCAGACACGAUGUGGAGACGAGUUGGUAAUCUAAUUCCAGAAAUAUGGAAUAACAGAAAAGUUGUGGGUUUGACUGAAAGAAUAAGAGUGUUGAGGUAUAAUCCGGGUGACAAUUUUCAUCCCCAUUUAGAUGGAUCUUACGUCAGUGAGGAUGGAGACAGAAGUUACAUGUCAGUACAGGUUUAUCUCAAUCAAAAUUUUGAGGGUGGCAACACUACAUUUCUGUGCAUGUUAGAGGAAGAUAAAACAGAAAUUAUCCCACAAACAGGUUCAAUGCUGAUAUUUGAGCAUGAUAUCCUACAUGAGGGAUCCAAGAUUCUGUCUGGUAGAAAGUAUGUCCUCCGUACAGAUGUGAUGUACUCCAGUCAAAUUAUACCCAAAAAAUCCAAACUGUCGAGACUGUGUCAUCUCUUUAAAACUUGAUCAAAAUAUAUAUAACAACGAUGAACACCAAAAGUUAGAUUUGCUUAGAUACUAACCAGAAAAAUAAGAUUUAGUACAUUUACACAAGUUUGUUGCAAAAUAUGUAUUCAGUUGUAAAUUCAACUCAAUACUAUUUUUUAAUUAAC